AUGGAUCAAGCAGGUUCCCACAGCGGCUAUAAGCCACAUCCCUCGGUUGUUUUGCAGGCGGUAUCUACACAUGAUAGAUGGAUCUGGCGUUCCUAUUUUGAGUUGGGUGGGCAGAACAAUGAUCUUAAUGUCUUGCAUGCUUCGGGUUUGUUCGAUAGACAACUUCUUGGUGUAGCACCUCCUUGUCAUUAUCAAAUCAAUGGAAAGAAUUACGACCAGGGGUACUACCUAGGAGAUGGUGCAUAUCCCAUGUAUGGUUGCAUCGUGCAAGGAUACAAGCCCGCCUCAAACAUUAGUGAAGGUCUUUUCAAUCAAUAUCAAGAAGCUAAAAGGAAGGACAUAGAACGUGUAUUUGGUGGUUUAAAAGGUAAGUUUGGCAUUAUAUUAAAACCUUGUCGUUAUUAUAAAAAAUCUGACAUGAAGGCAAUUAUGAGGGGGUGCUUGAUAAUGCACAACAUGUGUGUUGAGGUGGAAUAUCGCAAUGCGGAUUGGGGGAGGAUCACGGGAGAUGAACCUCAACCGCCAAUUCAAGAAAACAUAAGGCUAUCUCCUCAUAUAUUGUACAACCCUGCGAUUUGGGCACAACUUCGCUUGGAACUCACUACACACAUAUGGAACCGACAUGAAGAAGGUCUGAGAGAUGGUGAUAUUCCAAACAUGCAUAUUGAUGAUGCCUUGCUGGAAUUUCAUGAGGGUACAACCGACGUGGACACCGAUGAAGUUCAAUAUGACCCUCAAGGAGAUGGUGCAUUUUAUGAGAAUGGAGAGUAA
Papaver somniferum (opium poppy) is the source of this 771-nucleotide messenger RNA. RefSeq lists its product as uncharacterized. The record is from RefSeq and is a predicted model, not a curated record. The transcript has a single exon. NCBI's taxonomy places the organism in Eukaryota, Viridiplantae, Streptophyta, Magnoliopsida, Ranunculales, Papaveraceae. Bases 1 to 771 code for a protein of 256 amino acids.